Molecule: messenger RNA, 1624 nt
Organism: Bufo gargarizans (Asiatic toad)
Lineage: Eukaryota; Metazoa; Chordata; Amphibia; Anura; Bufonidae
Gene: GFI1B
Product: growth factor independent 1B transcriptional repressor
Exons: 7
Coding region: 220-1227 (335 amino acids)
Cellular component (GO): nucleus
Source: RefSeq, a predicted model, not a curated record
CCGGGCGACUCUCGAAGGUCUGCUCCAGUCCUGAUAAGCAAAUAUUGUUCCUCUUCCCCAUUGGCUGCAGCGACUCCAGAUUUUGACACAAGUAAUCAGAUUGAAAAAUCAGGGAGGGGGAAGAGGCCAAACACAAGUGUGAAGACAGUCAGUGUGACACCAGCCGCGUGUACGACGAGGGAUUACACUCAUCAUCCUGACUACAACAACAGCCAGGAAAUGCCACGCUCCUUUUUGGUAAAAACCAAGAAAACUCACAGUUACCAUCAACAUCGCUACUCGGAAGAUGAAGUUUUGCCCAAGGAGGAGCCCAUCACAGCGCCAUGUCACGAUCCUCAAAACAGUGAAUCGUCCGGAAGUGACCUCAAAGAGUACUCCCCUGAGGACCUGACCAAGGGCACCCCCACCCGCUCAGAGGACGACCCGGAGACACCCAUUUAUAUCAACCGAGGGUCCCCUGCGGCCUCAGUUCCAGGGAUCCCUCUGCCUUUGCUGCCCUUAAAGUCAUACCCUUCCCUCUCCCUGUCCGCCUACUACAAGCAGAGGCUUUCCUGGGAGCCCCUGCAUUCUGCCUACAGCUUCAAGCAGGUCCCGUCCAACGUGCACCCCUCCAUGCUGCCGAGUCCUAUAGGGUUAUACAGCGGCCCCCCUCCAGCUAGCAAAUCGGACUACGAUCACCCCAUUAAUUACAGUCUGGGGUUCUCCUCUUCUAUGGACAGCUACCACUGUGUCAAGUGCAGCAAGGUUUUCUCUACGUCUCAUGGAUUGGAGGUUCACGUCCGGAGAUCUCAUAGUGGAACCCGACCAUUUGUCUGCAAUAUUUGUGGAAAGUCCUUUGGCCAUGCCGUCAGUCUUGAGCAACAUCUGAAUGUUCACUCACAGGAAAGGAGCUUCGAGUGCAAGAUGUGUGGCAAAACAUUUAAGAGAUCUUCUACAUUGUCCACCCACCUGCUCAUCCACUCAGACACUCGGCCCUAUCCUUGCCAGUUCUGCGGAAAGCGUUUCCAUCAAAAGUCUGACAUGAAGAAACAUACAUAUAUCCACACCGGAGAGAAGCCGCACAAGUGUCAGGUUUGUGGGAAAGCUUUCAGUCAGAGCUCCAACCUGAUCACGCACAGCCGGAAGCACACGGGCUUUAGGCCGUUCACAUGUGACUUAUGCGGUAAAGGCUUCCAGCGAAAAGUAGACCUAAGGAGACACCGAGAAAACCAACACGGGCUGAAAUGAGCCAUGGGCGUCUGAUGGCGGGACUCCAUUAUUAUUCCACAGCCCUGGGUGAUGAUCACGUGGAGACGGCGUAUAGCUGACAUCUUUACAGUUAUCUGCGGGAGCGGUAAAUGACGGAGCUUAGGAAGUUGCCUAGCAACAGGAGCUUCCACCAGUGUGUGUCACCAGUUGGCUUAUGCAAACCCGUCUUUCCCUGAGGGAAGAUGGCCGCCGUUGUAGGAGUCGCCAUGUUGGAAGAGUUUUUAUUCAGUUCUUUACUGUUAUUUAUUUCAGGCAGUUUUUAAAAAAAAAUGGUGUCUCGAGGGCAGUAAAAAAUGGCGAUAUAUCGGCCGCGUUGAAUAUUUCACAGCCACAUGUUUGGCGCAGCUACGUUUAAUAAAUUUUAAGAAAUGUGUUA